AUGACUUCCCCGCUGCUUCUUGAUCCUCAUCUUGAGGAGGAUGAUGUCCAUGUGCUCGCUGUUAUUCUUGAUGUUACGUUAAUCCCUGAAGCAGGUAUUGUUCUAGCUAUGAGCAAGAAGAAGCUUGAUUUCACUCCUAUUGCUCAGUUAAAUCCAGUUUCUGAAAAUGAAAUCUGGAAAAUUAAGGUUCGAGUUGCCCGGAUGUGGCGAUUUCAGAACAGCGAUAAACCUGGAGAUGUUGGUGGAAUCGAUUUAAUACUUGUGGAUGAUAAGGUAUGUGAUUUAACCAAAAAUGUAAUUGGCGAAGUUGUUGGACCUUGUGAUCUCAAGGAGAUUAGUGUGCGAAAAUUCACAAUUCAAAGUGGAAAAUCUUCCACAAAGCUGUUCAUUAAUUCUGACAUUGCUGAGAUAAAUGAAUCCAAAGAAAAAAUGCCAAAAGAUGUUAUCUCAACAACAUCAGCUGGCUCCACUUUGAGUUUGUCAUAUUCUUCUACCCAAGUUACUUCGAAUCAUAUUCCAUUUGACAAUCGGCUUACUAUUUCUCAGCUGUUAACAUCAUAUGAGUUUAACCGUGAGAAUGAGUACCCUCGAGAACUUCUAGCUUUAGAGGGUCGCGAGUUCGUCUUCACAGUUAACAAACCUGAAACAUCCAAGAAUUUCACACCAUCUACUUUUAAAGUCAAUGAUGUUUUUGAAGAGUCUAACAAUUCGAUAAGUGCUUCAAUAGAAUCAACAUCAACUCCAACCAAAAAGAGACCAAGUACGUUAGCAAUUGAGGAUUGUGUGCCACAAGAUUCUUCAAAGAAACUUAAAGGAGAUGUUCCACUUUUAGCUGAAGAAGAUGGACAAUUUUCCUCAACAAAAUCAAAACCAAAAGUUGGGCAAGUGACUAAAAAUGAUUGUACGAAACCUUCAUCAACCAAGGAGAGAAAAACAGCAACUCUAAUUCCAAAAAAGGAGAAAAAAUGA
Molecule: messenger RNA, 969 nt
Organism: Eruca vesicaria subsp. sativa (arugula)
Lineage: Eukaryota; Viridiplantae; Streptophyta; Magnoliopsida; Brassicales; Brassicaceae
Source: the annotation of a GenBank genome assembly